This is a messenger RNA of Linum trigynum, 2197 nucleotides long. NCBI's taxonomy places the organism in Eukaryota, Viridiplantae, Streptophyta, Magnoliopsida, Malpighiales, Linaceae. The record is from the annotation of a GenBank genome assembly.
CAGAAGCUAAUGUUUAUUGGGUACAAGAAACCCGGAGCACCCCGUUGUCGACGAUCCUGUUCAACGGCGGCGAAACAGGGCAGGAAAGAGAUGUAAUUUGUUGGGAUGAUCUGUGAAGCAUCGAGCCUCACCGAAACUGAGGGUACACUCCAAAUUUCCCCAGGAAGCUCAUAUGCACCUUCCAUUGGAACGAGAGUACCUGAAUUACUGAAUCUAAUUCGACCCAAAAGUGCUAUGAAACGGAAAAAUUCGAAGGAAAUUCUAGCUUAUUGGGUGGACACAUUGGCGGUAAUUCGAUCCAAACGGCUGAUGCAGAAUCAAUCGUUAUCGAUCCAGGAAGCUGUACGAACGAUUCAAUUCAACUAGAGGCGCUCGCAUAAAAAAACCCCAAAUCUGAAUUGCAAUUUGUGGGUUCGAAGAGUUCAAACUUCCACAGUGGCGGGAAAUCAGGAAAUCUUGAUUCAAUGACAGAGACGAUGAUUCGAAGGUUGAAACCGUCCCAUAACUUCAAUUCAAAGGUAGGCGAAGCUAAUGGUGGCCUUGAAUUGUGCCGUAGAUCCCUGAGGAAGAAAGCCCCAAUUUUGAGUCUGAUGAACAUUGACGAAGUUGACCAGAACUUCCAGUUCAAGCUGCCAUCUUACGAUCCAAUUUGGGAGCGAUUCUCUGAUGAAUAUGAGACAUGGAAGGCCAAAGCUUUGAGGUCAAAGCUUUUUUAUGGGGGAGGGACUGAUAUGAUCUCAAUUUGGACAUUAAUACGAAUGGAAUUGAUCGAUCAUGAAGGCAAGAUAGGCACGUUGAAGAACACUGAUUUUUGCCCAAGUGUUUUUGACAGUUUCAGGUGUCAACUUUGGAUGAGCAUAAUUCGUAAUUGGCUUGGUGAAAACUUGGGUUCUUGGGCUUGUUUUGAAGAGGGAGAGCUGUUUGUUAGAAUUAAGUGUUUUGGAGCUCGAGCUGAGGUCCAGAAGAGGGCUUUCCAGGACGAUGAAGAUGCUAGCUCGACACUGGCAAGACAGCCAGAUUUGGCUAAGUAUGGAUUGUGAGCGAGGAGUCAUCUAUGGAGCUCUCGUCGAGGAGCAGGAAGGAGAGUUGAGAUUCAUGGGUUGUCAUCCAUGAGAGCACGCAUCUUCUUAUACAACAACGUGGGAUUGGGUGAUGAGUUUGAUCCCUAGGAGUGCUCGAACGAGAAGCUUCAAGAUCGUAUCGACACUUGUUGGAGGAAGAGAAAUCUGAAUCCGAGACGCUGUUUGAGUUAUAGCCUGUUUAGGAUAUUCUUUACUUGCGUUGUAAGAUUAGUUAGCCUAUUUAAACUCCCGUCUACAAUGUAAAUCGUCAGUUUUUUGUUCAUUGAAUACAAAGUUGAGCUUUGAUUCAUCUCGCAAGUUUGUUGGAGGAAUUGAGUUGGAUUGCUUGGAGGAUUCUAAGCAAUCAAGUGCUUGUAUCGAUCAGCUAGUCACGCUGAUUUGUGGCCAAGCUUCUACCCUAAACUUCGAGCCUUUCUCCCGUUGCGAGGAUUGCACGAAGUUCCAUUCCCAUUCAUCGUUUUAACCUUUUUUCUGUCCGAGGAAUUGAGCUAGGAGCUCAAUUUGAUUCUCAAUUGCGCAACUCUGAUCAUAAGGCCCUAUCUGGGGUUUAUCAUGAAGUCACUAUGAAGAUUUGUCAAUGUUUUUAGACUCGGACCAGAUUCUUAACUGGAAAAGUUGAUGAUUCAACGGUUAACCGUUAUGGAGCCGCUAAUUAAUCGUUGAUAGAACCGUUGAUGCACUUUAAUAUAAAAGACAAAUAUAAUACACAAAUUUAGUGAAUUUAUCAUCAGUAACCAUAAAAAAAAAUUAAAAACCAUAUUAUCCAUCACCGAAAAGUUCUAACACUCUCACAAAUAAAACAUAAUUUUUUUUAUUAAACUCAAAUUAUUAGUAAUCAGAGUGACAAUCCAUAGUGAACCAGACAAAUCCUACAAUGAGGUUUAAAAAAAGAAGAAGAAGCAUAAACCAAAAAGGAAACAUAGUUUUUUAUCUUUAAGUUUUUUAUUAUUAAAAUAGUGAAUCAGAUAACCAAUCAAAUCGUACCUCUUAUUUUAAUUUAAAUUAUUAAAAACGGUUCGGUUCAUCUCCAAUAAUGUUAGGUAACCGAACAACUAUUGUUACUGACUUAGUGGUGAUCCGAUUUGGUCAUUCGUUAAAAAAACUUCAAAUGUUAU